This is a messenger RNA of Scleropages formosus (Asian bonytongue), 946 nucleotides long. It is a transcript of the gene pop5, whose product is annotated as POP5 homolog, ribonuclease P/MRP subunit. Gene Ontology annotation, biological process: tRNA 5'-leader removal. The coding region runs from base 39 to 545 and encodes 168 amino acids. NCBI's taxonomy places the organism in Eukaryota, Metazoa, Chordata, Actinopteri, Osteoglossiformes, Osteoglossidae. Gene Ontology annotation, cellular component: ribonuclease P complex. Gene Ontology annotation, molecular function: ribonuclease P RNA binding. The transcript is spliced from 5 exons. The record is from RefSeq and is a predicted model, not a curated record.
AGUUGUGCAGGGACGUUUCAGGAAGCACGUGUUCCGGAAUGGUGCGGUUUAAGUCCAGGUACCUACUGUGUGAGGUGUGUGUGUCCAACCCCUCGGACCUGCGGCUGCUGGACGAACGGGCCGUGUUCUUUGCGGUGAAGGCGGCGGUGUCUCGGGCGCAUGGGGACUAUGGCACGGCGCUCAUCGGCAUGUGCUUCUCAGUGAAGUACCUGAACGCCCAUACAGGAGUGGUGUUUCUACGCUGCCGCAAGAGCCACUACCGGAUGCUCUGGUCUGCAUUGCCCUUCAUCAGCAGCCUGGAGAGCCGAGGGCAGCGCGUGCCCUGUUUCUUCAACUGCCUGCAUGUUGGAGGGACGAUUCGGACGUGUCAGAAGUUCCUGAUCCGAUACAACACUCAGCAGCUUCAUCGCCUGCUUCCCCGAUGUCGUAGCGACAAGGAGCGAUCAGAGGUGCGCAAGGCAGUGCUAAGUUGCUCCUUAAAAGUUUUCAGAAAUGAUGAGGAGGAAGAUGAUGAAGACUGGGGUGGCGAGGAGGUUGCAGAAUAGAGUCCUGUGGAUGGAGGUGUUGACUUUGUGUGGAUCUCCUGCUGAGCCCAGUGAAAUGGGGCAGGUGACCCCAAGACUCCACCGUGUUCAUCCUCCAGGGUCGCGCUGACUUGGUCACUAUUUUUGCCUCGCAUCACAUCAGCAAGCAAGUGACCAAAGUCCCAAGCGGACAAUAACAGAGCCUGUAUAAACUUUUAGUUCAGAGGGAGAAAAUAUAAUCUUUGGCUGGUCUGUUUGUUAAUGUAUAAUAUAUAUAUAUUUUUUUGCCUAAAGAUGAAGAGAAUUAUUAUCUUUAAAAUGAUCAUCUAUAACUUUAGGAUUAUUUUACAUUUUCUUUUUCUCCAGAAUUUACAGAUGACCAAAAACUAUGGUGCAUGGUUUGGAAGUUUUCUUGUUUUUUU